AUGGUGACCGUGCAUUCGGGGGCUGAACAGGCGGAAUUGAGAAAGCAAAUUCUUAAGCGGGGGAAAUGUGGCGUGAAUCUUGUCCAUAUCGGGAUGGCAAAUCGCAAGACCGGAAAUUCUUACAAGAGCAUUUGGCGGGAUGGGUCGGUCGUAAACUAUAGCAACUGGUUCACCGGAGCACCCUCCUAUGUCGUAUUUACCGGAGCAGCUACCUACGUCGAAAAUUGCACCGUCGUUAUACCUGAGGGCCGGUGGAAUGACGUCAGUUGUAUCGUUAACCUUGUAUCGACCGCCGCGUGUGUCUGCAUGAAGCGAUACGACCAAAUUGGUAGCGAACGUUGGGUCUCCAGCACCACAAACUUCUACAUUUUAUCGGAAGCCUCUGUGCUGGGCUCGGACUGUCUAUCAAAUUGCUCAAAAUACAACCUUGAGCUGCCGGCUAUUCAUUCGAAGGUCGAACAAGCUGCUCUUUUACAGAAAUUCAGCCUUCUGAGAAGUUCCGCUGUGCAUCUGGGAAUGACCAAUAUUCAGAAUGGUACCAAAUAUAUCAGUGCAUGGAGGGACGGCUCGUUGAUUGACUACAGCAGCUGGGCCUCAGGGGAACCGUCUUUCAUCGUGCCACAUAAAUGGACCGCGGAAACGAUUCGCGAGGAUUGUACGGUGAUGCCCAAAGAUGGGCAAUGGAACGAUGUGUCUUGCCAAAGGAAUGCUACGACAACUGUGGCGGCUUGUAUCUGCAUGCAAAGAUGCAAAUUCGACGUGGAUUCUCUA
Mesorhabditis spiculigera is the source of this 771-nucleotide messenger RNA. The record is from the annotation of a GenBank genome assembly. NCBI's taxonomy places the organism in Eukaryota, Metazoa, Nematoda, Chromadorea, Rhabditida, Rhabditidae.